Molecule: messenger RNA, 4320 nt
Organism: Labrus mixtus (cuckoo wrasse)
Lineage: Eukaryota; Metazoa; Chordata; Actinopteri; Labriformes; Labridae
Product: proton myo-inositol cotransporter-like
Exons: 10
Coding region: 283-2235 (650 amino acids)
Biological process (GO): transmembrane transport
Cellular component (GO): membrane
Molecular function (GO): myo-inositol:proton symporter activity
Source: RefSeq, a predicted model, not a curated record
CCACUACACUCCUCCUAUCUUACCUUUUCCUCACCACUCUUCUUCAACUCUCCCAUCAGGACCACGGGGAUGCGAAACACGGACACGCACAAGGAGAGGCUGGAGAACUUUACACGGCAGCCGACGUUUCAUUUGGGAUUGGCCGACUUUGUGAACAAAAGUGGUCGACUCUAAAAUCCGAGGGAAGAGGGGGUGGUAGUUUAGUGGGUGAUUUUGUUUUGUUUUCUUUUUUCUUUUUGAAGCACUAAAACAACUCAGCAGCCCUAUCAGCGUGUUUCCCAUAUGUCGCGAAAGCAGGUCGACCAUGACUACAACCUCCGUAGUAUGAGCAACCUGAUGGGCGAGCGCUGGAAGAAAGUGAACGAUGGAGGAGAGCGGAGUCUCAUCAAGGCUCCGUCCAACGCCAGCAUCAGCAGCAGUCAGGGCGCCUCCGCCGCGGCUUCUACCGCCGGUGCCCCCGCAGCACCCUCCUCAAACACCGGGGACCUAGAGAGGGCUGCCCGCAAGCAGUUCCAGCAAGAUGUCACGCCCGGCUUCGUCUACGUCCUGGCUGCCUUCUCCGCCCUGGGGGGGUUCCUGUUCGGCUACGACACCGGGGUGAUCUCCGGGGCGAUCCUCCUGCUGAAGAGGGAGCUGGACCUGAGCGCCCUGUGGCAGGAGGUGCUUAUAUCAAGUAGUGUGGCUGCAGCCGCCCUGUCAGCCCUGCUGGGCGGUUUCCUCAACGGGCUCUUCGGGCGCAGAGUGUGCAUACUGUUGGCCAGCUUCUUCUUCACUGUCGGGGGGGUCGUACUGAGCACCGCGCCUGGAAAGAAGGUUCUCUUAGCGGGGAGAGUCGUCGUCGGAGUUGGGCUAGGUAUUGCCUCUAUGACUGUGCCAGUGUACAUCGCUGAGGCCUCUCCUCCACACCUCAGGGGUCGGCUGGUGACUGUUAACACCCUCUUCAUCACCGGUGGACAGUUCACUGCCAGCCUCAUCGACGGCGCCUUCAGCUACAUGCAGCGCGAUGGAUGGAGGUACAUGUUGGGUCUGUCUGUGUUUCCUGCCGUGCUCCAGUUCAUCGGAUUCUUGUUCCUGCCGGAGAGCCCCCGCUGGUUAAUCCAGUGUGGGCUGACCCAGAAGGCCCGACGUGUCCUCAGUCAGAUCAGAGGCAACCAGAACAUUGAUGAGGAGUACGACAGCAUCAAGAACAGCAUCGAUGAGGAGGAGAGCGGAGGAGAAGGGCCGGUGAUCUGGCGGAUGCUGACCUACCCCCCCACUCGGCGAGCCCUUGUUGUGGGCUGUGGUCUUCAGAUGUUCCAGCAGCUUUCAGGAAUAAACACAGUCAUGUACUACAGCGCCACCAUCCUGCAGAUGUCAGGAGUGCGGGACGACAGGCUUGCGAUCUGGCUGGCUGGACUCACCACCCUCACCAACUUCCUGUUCACCCUACUAGGAGUGUGGCUGGUGGACAGGGUGGGGCGCAGGAAGCUCACCCUGGGCAGUCUCAUAGGUACUUGUUUGAGCUUGAGUCUCUUGGCCAUCGGUUUUCUGAUGUCUGCCCAGUACAGUCCUCCUGUCACCUUUCAUCCAUCGGACCCAUCUUUGGCCAACACUACCUGCUCCAAAUACCAGCUGUGUGAGCCCUGCAUGCUGGACCCGAGGUGUGGUUUCUGUUACCGUGAGAAUGGCUCAGCACUCUUCACCUCCUCCUGUGUUCCAGUCAAUAAGGCCACCACUGAGCACUCAGCAUGGGGCAGAUGCUCCAACUCCAGUUUGAUGAAAGAUCAGACGUACUGGGCCUACAACUACUGUCCCACCUCCUUCUCAUGGAUGGUUUUACUGGGUCUUGUGCUCUACCUGGCCGCUUUUGCUCCAGGGAUGGGUCCAAUGCCAUGGACCAUCAACUCAGAGAUCUACCCUCUGUGGGCAAGGAGCACAGGGAACGCUUGUGCAGCCGGAGUCAACUGGACCUUCAACAUCCUCGUGUCUGUCACCUUUCUCCACUUGGCGCAGUACUUCACUUACUAUGGAGCUUUCUUCCUCUAUUCCAGCUUGGCUUUGCUGGGUUUCUUCUUCAUAUUCGGGUGCCUGCCAGAGACAAAAGGCCGCCGUCUGGAGGAGAUUGAGGCACUGUUUGAAAACCAGCUUUGUUCCUGCGGGGCCUCAGAUUCAGACGAAGGACGGCAGGUUGAAUACAUUAGAGUCAAAGGUUCAAACUACCAUCUAUCGGACAACGACGCCUCUGAUGUAGACUAGUGUGCUUCGUAUCAGUAGACUUAAUUUUAGGUGUUUCACUCACUUUGGUGAUUACUGAAACAUGCUAAUGUGUUGUCUGAUUGAUUUUUCCUCUUCUGUAUGUAAGCAUAAGAGAGACCACUGGUCACUCUCAUUAAGCGGUAAAGAAUCAGUGUUUAAGACCUUUUGCUUGUAUCAGGAAUGUGAGUGAGUUCACUUUCAAAUCAGGAAUCUAAAUCCAAUGACAAUGCUUUUAUCAGCUAGUAGAAUGAGUAUGAAUAUUUGAUUUGUCUAUUCUUUAAAUUGAGGAUAAACUGACUCCAUCAUUGGUCAACCAUGUACACCAAAUACCUACAUUCAACACAUAACUGUCUUAGUGGACACUCGAACAGGAAACAUGACUGUUGAACACAAAUAUACACCACACUUCCCUCUCUCUUGAACACAGAUGAUAAUAUGCUCUACCAGGAUUUUUAAAUGAUUCUGUACAUAAAUUACAACAACUGAAAGAUGACACAGCCAUCCUAGCAUUAUGUCAGAAUAUGUUUCCAUUUAGAGCUCCAUCCAAAUACGUUGUUACAUGUGCUCUUUAAAACCAGGUCUGAGCAUCCACAGAAGUUGUGACUAUGGUUAAUCUGAGCUACCAUUAUGCCUUUCUAUAAGAAAUACAUCUCAUUUAAAUGUUCAUAAUGCUAGUAGUACAGCACACUAAUGUUAGCUCUUCAUCUGAUGAAAGUCGUAGUUUGUGCUCACUGAUCUUUCUUCAUGGAACGCAAACACCAGAGAUGUACAGUAUAUCGAUCAAGUUUAGAAAACUAGAAAUGUUAGUUGGUGCCUAAGCAAAACCACUCACCAAUCUAGUAGCACUGAAAGAAACAGGGUUGGUUGCUUUGGUUUAUUUAUUAUUCAUCUAUUUAAAACAUUGUUAUUUAUAUGAUAACUUUUGCAACAAAUAACUCAAAACCAUAGCUUUCUCAGGGUUAGAUCUUUAACCCCUUUGUCAGUUUUUAACUUCAUGCCAUGGAGUGUUCUUGUGUCACUCGGUUGCCAAAACCUGCAACAUGAACCCAUGUCAGACUCCUCUAUAUGUCAUGAACCACUCAUGGUUGGUGGUUGUUAUUGCAGGAUAUACUGUAGGAUGUAAUGACUAACUGACUAAUGCAUUUUUUUCCUGAUUGAGACUUGUAUUUUAAGUAUUUCAUUACACCUUGAAGAUUAUAAUAUUAGUGCCUGUGUAUUGUGAAGGUGCCUAAUGGCUGUUUUUGAGUCCAAAUCCCUGAACUUGAUGUAUUAUGUCAUGGUAUGUCAUGUAUGUUAAGAGAAGUGGGUCUACAUAGCUUUUUAUUUAUUUGACAUGUACAUAAAUGCAACUUCAAAAGUGAUGAAAUAUUAUUUUUUUACUAUGAUUUCAUGUUUUUAGAUUUUUGUCUUCCUCCAUAGCCUUAUGUACAAAAAGCAAAGCAUAUCUAUGUGGUUUUUUGUGUCAACAUUCAAGGAGUAAGCUUUAGGGUAAUUUGCAAUGUUGUUUUGUAAAUUUGUAUAACUUUGUGAGGUAACAUCUUUUGGUCAGAUAUUCAGAUGUUUUUGUGUAGCAAAAACUCUUGAAAGUAGACUACGUAGUACCUUUGUGUAAUAAUACAGAUUAGGUAUAUAAGGCGGAGCUGUAACUGUGUCCAAUGAACAGGUUUCUCUCUAAGAGAUCAUGUAAACUGCAGUGGUUCUCAACUGGUGGGUCGGGACCCAAAAGUGGGUAGCAGAACCGUUUUCAGUGGGUCGCAAAUGUGUGCCUGGAAAAAAAACUUUAUCAAAGUCUAUAAAUCGAUUUUAAACAUGUUUGUUUCGUUCCAUUUCAUCGCUCUGCGUCACAUGUUUUGUACCGCCUAAGGACAAAACUGCACAAUUUUUAAGUACUCUGAUUGGUUGAAAAAUAUCCUAAAUUUGGGGACGCAUUUGUCAUGAAGCAGUUAGUGGUGGGUCCUGAGGAUACAUCAGUCGAGAACCACUGAUGUAAAGGACGAUUCUUAAAUUAGGCAAACUGGUCUCAAUCCAUUAUUAACUGGUGAGAUAUAAUAUCAUUGUUAAAUAAACUUCUCAAAUAAGAAGCUG